This is a messenger RNA of Zerene cesonia (dogface butterfly), 1061 nucleotides long. Its product is annotated as steroid receptor RNA activator 1-like. Bases 209 to 829 code for a protein of 206 amino acids. Lineage: Eukaryota; Metazoa; Arthropoda; Insecta; Lepidoptera; Pieridae. Gene Ontology annotation, biological process: regulation of transcription by RNA polymerase II. The transcript is spliced from 3 exons. Gene Ontology annotation, cellular component: nucleus. The record is from RefSeq and is a predicted model, not a curated record.
UUUUUGUCUCAUGUAUCGAUAGGGUUUAGGUACCUAUUAUGUCGUAGGUGAAGUUAUCAGUAUUGCAAAAAAGAAUAAUUAAAUAACAGAGAUUUGCAACCCUAUUAUGAUUAAAUAUUUAUCUACCUUAAUAUAUAACCCCUAGGUAGUGAUUUUUAACAGUCAAGCAAAUAAAUACCGUGUGUAUAAAAUACAUAGUUGGGUAAUUAUGGAAAAUUGCGAAAAUACAUUAUCGACAACAAAUAAAGUACCAUUCGACCCUGGCUGGAAUGACCCCCCUACUUUCACUUAUAACGCCCAGCAAACCACUCCGAGCAGACCACGAAAUUUUCUAAAUAAAAGAGUAGCAUUCCCAGUAUCAAACAAUGCUGGUGUACCUUCAGGGGUACCUGUAACUAUUCCCUCUAUACCAGCAGCAAUGCCCAUCUCACCGAUGGUACCACCACCUGUGUCAAAUAUAGCAACAAUCAUUGAACCUCAAGAAAAAGUUCAAAUUGAUUGUGGAAAAAUAUUAGAAGAAGUAAAAGAUGCAUUAUUGGAGAUUUUAGGUGAUAGCAGUGAGUUGGGUUCUAAGGCAGAGAGCAUAAGAAAGAAAAUUAGCUUAAUGGAGGAUAUGUGGACGAGUGGGAAGUUAAAUACACAAGUUCAAAUACGAAUGCAAGAAUUAACCCGAGCUCUCAAAGAGGAUAAGCCAGACAAAGCUGAUGAAAUCCACAAAGGUCUUAUGGUAGACCAUGUGAGUUUAGUGGGAAUUUGGAUGCCUGGUGUCAAACAAAUAAUUUACAAUUGCAUAGCCCGGACUGAACUAUUGGCUAUUGAUAAAGAGUAAAUGUGAUUUAUAUAGAUAAGUUAAAUGUUAAAAUUGUUCCAGAAAAUAGUCAUAUAUUAGCAUUUAAUGCUUUAUUUCUAUAUAAUUUGUUUGUUUGCUUAAAACUUAUAAGUAUUAAAUUUUUUUUUUCGAAUUAUUCCUUUAUAUAUGGAGUAAGUAUAUAUAAAUGACAGAAUUACUAAGGCUGACACCCUGUUUAAUUUUAUUUUUCUUUUCUGCGAAUUUUUUGUGA